GAAGGGGGCAGGCAGUACCCGUGUUGCCUGGGGGAGAGUUCACACGUGCCUCCUCCGCGUGUUUGUGUGUCUUUUAGGGCCCUGGGUUUCAGAUAGAGAAGCAGGAAAGGCUGCUCAGCUUCAAGUCUAUUCUGACUUAUGGAGGCGAUUUGGUGAAGACCCAUGGCUUGUUUGAUGAAAAAGGACAAUGUCUACUCUCCGGAAUCAACCGUGUCUUCCCUGCUGGCAAACUGUAAUCUUCAUAGCAAUAGCAGCUCCUUAAACUCCCACAGUUCAGUUCAGUACAAGGACAAGUUGUAUCAGUCUGCAUCUCAAGCUCUAGAAGCAUACAUUGAAGAUUUUGAUCGCAGCUUUGUAUCGCCAGAUUUAAGGCCUGGGAAAAUCUGCAUCACUCAGAGUACUUCCAGAGACUUCAGGUCUUCAAAAGACAAUUUCAGUCACAAAUACGAGAAUUUAAAGCAGUGUGAAACACUAAAUUCAGUGUCUUCACAUCUAAGGAGAAAAGCUGCAUAUGAGCUGGAUCUGCUCAGUCUCACUACAGAUGAUCUCCUGGCAUUCCCUGCAGAUGGUUCUGCAUCUUUUAUCCAAUCUUCUGUCUUAAGACCAGUUGGUCCAGGCAGCAAUCUGAACAGAAAGUCACAGUCAGCAUCAGUUUCCUGUUUUCCUCACAGGACUUCAUCGUUUGGCCAUAAAGAAGAAUUGAAUCUUACAAAAAAUCCUGUUUCCUCUUUGCAUGGAAGUUCUAAUAGAAAAAUGCACACAAAACAUACAUUUCACAAAUAUGAUUCUGGGCUUCCUAGGAAGAAUCCACUGAUAAAACAAGACCCAGAGUUAGUUUCUCAUAACUAUCCAAGGUGGCUUACAAGCCAAAAAUCUGACUUGAGCAUUUCAGGGAUAAGCAGCAUUCCUGAUUUCAAAUAUCCAGCCUGGUUGAAGAGUCAUAAUCUUCUGUCAGAUUCAAGCAGUGAAAAUUAUAUCCUACCACACACUGAGGAGAGGGAUCCCACAUCUUUGCAAAAUAGGAAGAAGCUUACACGGAGUCAGUCUCAGGAUAGAUCAAACAUCUUGGGCAACAGUAAUAUGUUGGACAUGGAAUAUAAACAUGAUGUUAAAAAAAACUGUCAGUAUGAUACUCCAUCUCAGAACUUUAAAAACCACAUGCAUCUGUUUAAAGAUGAUGAUGUUGAUUUAUUACUUCAGAAGACAAGGAGAACUCUAGACACAUCUGCUGAGGAAUUAACUAGGUUCCUGAAAAAUGAUGGCAGCCCUUGUACAGUGGAUGUGCUAGAAGGAGAAAGAUCAUGGGAUAAUGUUCCAGUUGGUUUGAGGUCUCCAGUGCCUGUGUGCUGUGAGGAGGAGAACUCUCUGCAAAGCUCCAAAACAAAUAUUGUGAAUGGAUUUUUGGAAGAUUGUUUGAAGAACAGCAGCCAGGAGAGUACAUUUUCUGGAGGGAAUCAUCAUGGGCCUGUGGAAGCUUUGAAGCUAAUGCUAUUUAAUCUUCAAGCAGUUCAGCACAGCUUUAACCGGAACAAAACUACUGGACAAAAUGAGGAGUUUAAAAAAACCUUAGAUGAUGAUGUGGAAUUUAAUCUGUGUAAUCAUGAUACCAUACCUGUAAGACAGUCUCUUCAGAGGGCUUUGCAUCAUUUAUCUCGACUUAAAGGCCUGGUUGAAGAUACAGUUUGCAAAGAAGAAUCAAAAGAAUUCACCAAGACAUGAAGCAUAAAUUGUCAUAACUUUGUAUGUUGGGUAAAUUUUGAAUGCAGUUGAAUGAGAAAAUUUUUGGCAUAGUGUAAUUGUGGCCUGGACACUCUUCAGAAUCUUUUAAGGAAGCACAGUAUUUCUAUAACUCUUCAUUGUUUGAAUAAAUACAUCUAAAACAGGCAUGCAUAAGUAGCACUUCGAACUGACUGGAAUCUAAUGGGAUCUUCUAGCACUGAAAACAUCUUCAGAAACAUUCAGAAGAGCUGUACAGGCCUAUAGAAGGAGAUUACACUUGCCCAGUGGUACUUUUACCUCCUCUCCCUUCCGUAUCACAAACAAUUUUUAAAAUUCCCCUCCAUUUCAUGUAGCACACUGGUGACUAUUGCUGAGGAAGAAAACAAAAGUAAGGUUCUAAUGUGGGUCCAUGGAGUUUGUUUUAUAAUCUUUGAUAUUUGUGGUAACAGAAGCCUACAUGCUGGGGGGGGGGGGGGAGGAUAGUAUUACAUCAGUACAAAUAGAUUUUCUGUGCUCAUCCUGUGGGAAAUGGCCCCAGAAAAUGAAAAUGUUACCAUAAUAUCACUGCAAUAUGUACUUUUUGUGAGUCAAUAUGAUAUUUGUUAUGCACAAAUGAAAUAGACUUAAAUGUUUGGUUGAUUUGACAGUGCUGGAAGAAGUAAUCCACUUUUCUCAGAAUAUAGACAUUGCUCCCUGCCCUUGUAAUCAAGCUCAGUAUCAUAAGAUUAGAUUUCAGCAUAGGAAAAAUAUAUCCAAGAUGCGUAGGAUGGCGCAUCUCAGUUCUCUGGGAAAAUGUGAGAGUCAAGCUGUGAUGUCUAACACUUUUUGCUUAAAAGUGGCAUGCUGUGUAUGAAACUAUGUUGAAAACCAUCAGUUUUUGUACAGAGGUGGCUUCCAACACCUUUUCUUAAGAAUGUGGACAGUUAAAACACAAAGGACAAGUGCGUUCAUUAUUACCUUUCUAAGGAUGUUAUAAAAUGAGUGGGAAAUUACAGAAGCACCCUUAAAAGUUUCAGAAGCAGAACAUCUUUUGUUUAGGGUGGUGUACUGUCACCUCAUUAGUUGUUCCAAUUCUGAUGGAAUAUUUUUUGUGAUUAAAUGCUAGUACAGCCAAGUCAUUGUAUUUCCCAUUACCAUGUAUGGGUGUGAGAGCUGGACAGUGAAGAAAGCAGAUAGGAGGAAGAUUAAUUCAUUUGACAUGUUGUGCUGGAGAAGAGUUCUGAGGAUAUAGUGG
Molecule: messenger RNA, 2953 nt
Organism: Sceloporus undulatus (fence lizard)
Lineage: Eukaryota; Metazoa; Chordata; Lepidosauria; Squamata; Phrynosomatidae
Gene: C2H18orf54
Product: chromosome 2 C18orf54 homolog
Exons: 8
Coding region: 163-1719 (518 amino acids)
Source: RefSeq, a predicted model, not a curated record